Messenger RNA from Bacillus rossius redtenbacheri, 3943 nucleotides. Its product is annotated as calcium and integrin-binding protein 1-like. Lineage: Eukaryota; Metazoa; Arthropoda; Insecta; Phasmatodea; Bacillidae. The transcript is spliced from 6 exons. Bases 475 to 1218 code for a protein of 247 amino acids. The record is from RefSeq and is a predicted model, not a curated record. Gene Ontology annotation, molecular function: magnesium ion binding; calcium ion binding.
AGUUUGAAUCAUUCGUGUACGUUGUUGCAGACAUGGCCGAGAAAAGAUUGCGAAGAAGUUGGUAGAACUGAGAUAUGAAAUAGCACGAGACUGAAGGAAGCCUAUUAUGUUUUUCAAGUGUUUCUAAUGCAAAAUCGUUACGCUUAUGGUUCCGUCGCAUAAACCAGUCACAAUUAUUGUUAAGUUUGGACAGUAAUAUAAAGUUGCCGCUUCCAAGACAUGUUUGUCCGUUAGCGAACAGUAAACGCUGCGGUGUUGUGUGUUGACACUGCUGCCAAACGACCUCGUGAACAGUUUUAACGGACGCGGGCUAUCCUGCAGUAGAACUAACGGCGCCGUGUGUUAACACGUACAGGCUGGACAACUUCACGCAUCGGUCUGACGGCGAAUAAAUUAUCUCCGAUCACUUGCGUUCUCCGCAGUUGGCACACCUGCGCCUCACUACAUUGUCCCGAGAAGGCUUACAAGUAGUGGAUGUUGAGGCGAUGGGGGCGCACUCCUCGGCUCUCUCGGAGGAACUGCUGGACGAGUACUCUCAGCUCACCUACCUGCACCGGGUCGAGAUACUGCUGUGAGUCUGGCGACCCGCCCUACGUCAGUCACGUCCUUUGGAACUGUUCCAGUUCUUUCCCCGGCUGGACUCAGGCAGGCAGCGGUGGGAAACACGCCCUUACUGCUCGCCUCUCGCCAAUUGCCGCCAGGAUCUACAAGCGGUUCCGCAGCAUCGACCCAGAUGGCGUGCGGGCCAGCCUGCAGUACAGGAUCAACGCUGGCGACAUCUUGGCGGAGUUCCGCGAACUGAAGUGCAACCCGUACGCGGACCGCCUGGUGAGAGUGUUCUCGUCGCUGGGCGAUCACCACCUGUCCUUCGAGGACCUGCUGGACCUGUUCUCCGCGCUGUCCGAGCGCUGCCCCGCCGCCGUGAAGGCGCGCUGGCUCUUCAAGGUCCUCGACUUCGAUGAGGACAACCAGCUGGGGGAGCAGGACGUGAUGGCGAUGCUGGAGCGGCUGUGCGCGGACAAGGGGCGGAGCACCGGGGCGUGGUCCAGGCACUCGGAGGACCACAGGGGCCUCGCCGAGGACGACAAGAGGCACAUAGCCCAGAAGGUGAUCGCCGAGAUGGACCUGGGGCGCACGGGCAGCAUCACGGCCCACGAGCUGGUGCACGCAGUGCUCAAGAUGCCCGACUUCUCGCGCGCCUUCACCGUCAGGCCCUAGCCUCGCCUCCGGACACACAUCACCCCUCGCCUUCACGCGGCGUGUCCACGAGAGAGUGUCCCAGUUUCAAUGGCAUAUUGUAACGUGUAUCACUAAAGGAACAGGAAACCCUAACAAGACAGGAAAGAACGGAUGCGAGUGUGUCAGAAAAUUAGGUGCCCAGUAGUAUUCGUAAAUACAACAAUUUAUUAACAGGUAUAUUAUCACAAACGAAUGUCUCAUCUCAUUUUCGAACUGACAUUGAUCGUUAUGAAGCUGUACCAUUGCGUGGUGGGGUUGAACACUAGUUACAGGUCAGCUAUAACAAAACAUACAAAAAAUUAACAAUCUGAUAAGAAUAUAAUUGCAUCACCCUUAAUCAACUUGUGCUUGCCAAGGUUCAACCACUGAGCAUACACUGUCAAUCACAAAAGUGGUUUGUCAUAGAUUUACGAGGUGACAUUUACAAAAUUAUUAUAAACAUAUUGCAGCCCAGUACGUACACAAAAUACCUAAAAGAGGAUAUAAAAAUAUAUUUAUACAAUCAAUAACAAAUACUGGCUGUGGUUCAAAUUAAUUACUACCCUGGUAAGUACACAUUAAAAUUAACUAAUUUGGUAUCCAUUGAACUUGGCCAAAGUUUUAAUUAUGUCCACACAAUACCUCGCUGUCACCCAAGUCACACGUAAUCUAUGCGGUUAUUCUUAUGCCCCUCGUGCCAUGUGUUAAUACUGCAAACUGUCUUGUGACCACGGUGUUACGUUUGCCAGUGUUUGGUUAUGUACAGAGUUGGCAGUCGACGUCAGUAUUGGUAUUUACGUAUAGUGUUCUCUUAAUGUUUUCUCCAGCCCAACUCGCUCACCCUCACGGAAGUUGCCUUACACUCGCCUAUCAUGACUUCAUACUUAAGACUUGAUUUCAGUUUCCAACUGCUCUCAGAGUUUUAUGCUUGCAAAGCGACACUAUCUUCUUUAACUUGUCUCUAGCAACGUUUAUGACAUGAAAUAGUCUCACCAACAUGAAGUCCGUCGGGGUCUCUAUGCGGCGGCGAUCCCACGGUGUUUACAGCGUAGGGCGGCGAGCGGUGUCCGGGCAGCGCGGCAGCCUGCCUCGGUGAAGUCCCAGUUGAUCUGCUUCUGUUGACUCGAAGCAUUGCCCUUUUAUACUCGCAGAACUCCUUACCAGGCUAGAACAGAAUGGUCUCGUACGUUUGGGGGAGCGAUGGUCGACUUCCUUUUCCGGCGAAUCGGCGCGGAACCGAUGACGCCCGACCGCUUCCGAAAAAGCCCGACCACCAGCCGCAGCGUUCAAAGCCCUCGCGCUCUCUGUGUUGCGCGGGCGGCAUCCACAGACUGUUAGGGGCACUGUCGAUUCUGAGUGUGUACAGGUUAAUUUAGACUAUCAUACAUCAAAUUGCAGGUAAACUAACCUAGUUUCUCUUACAAAUGUUCAAUGAGUGUACCUCAAGUUAUACGGCACACAUCCAACCUAAAGUCAAAUUCUUCUCACACUUUGGUUAACACGUCCGGAGUAAUGGAAGCAAUAGCCUCUUCAAUUAUGUGUCUCCAACUCUGGCAGAUCAUUAGGUAGUGGCGGAACGUGGCCACGAUAUUUUAUAAAGUCUCAAAAGAAGAAACAAAUCCCACGGCGUUAUGUCAGGUGAACGUGGAGGCCAGCGAAAAAGAGCUCUUGUCGUCUCGACCAUUACGACCAAUCCAACGGUCAGGGACUUGGAUGUUCAACCACUCUUGUACAAAGAGAUUGCAAUAAGGAGGGGCAUUCUGUUGCCAAAUAAAGUUUUCAGUUUCACCCUCUACUAAUUGGGGAAAGAGAUAUUCUUCAUCGCGCUGCAAGCGAGAAAAACAACAAAACAGUAUUCUCGCAUGUGCUUAUCUAAAACUGUUAGAGCUAUUCUUUGUGACCUUGAACCAACACUCUUCAACGUUACAGGUGAAAUUAUUAGAUUUUAUAACUGGUACAUUCUUUUAUGGACGCAAUAUAUAUAUAUAUUUUUUGUUAUACAUUUGUAACCACUAUCUAGUGUAAUUUUGUAUGAAUUUGUUUAAGGUUUGAAUUUAUUCUUGUGCUCAACUGUUUAUUGUUGUUGUUUAUUGUGUACGAACGCCUGUGUAUAUUGUUAUUUCACGGGUUUCUUCACUGAACUGUAGUUAAUUAAAGUUAGGGGCAGGAAAUUUUCGCGAAAAAAUCAGAACGCCUACUAGACUGCAACGAUUUCUUACUUGUGAUUGGCGGCCGUCUGCGAGAGAAGUCGUUGCCUUGUUUGCACGAGCCACUGAGGAAGAGUUUGCUUCCGCACUGAAUUAGUGUGAUUGGUUGUUGUAACAAUCGACAUGCACCUCAAAGUAACUCACCCAAUCACGAAACACAGACGAUGCUACAGUGUUUUAACUUCCAGCUACUCUCGGGAUAUUUUCGCGAAAUUUUCAUGGCCCUAAUUAAAGUUAGUUGUAACGUGUCCUUUAGCACUGGUGUCGCACGAGGUGUUACGCUUUGUACGUACUGUUACGUCCAAGCUCAUACUUUGUCCGCACCUGUAACCAUGCCUUAAGUGUUUGAAUGUGUCGCAUUACAUCAGUAACGCACGAAUUAUUGGAAAUGUUCACGUGUACAGCUGUGUAAGAAAGAUGUCGUUAAUUUUUUUUUUUCAAUUUCUAGUCAUAUGUUUAUUCUACAAUUUUAACGUUUAUUGUACGUUCAGCUAUACGAAUAAAAAAAUUGUAUCUGC